AUGCCAGUGGAGGAUAAAAAAAGGAAAGCAAUGGAAGUAAUUAAAUUUUUAAAGCUAGAUCACGUACUCAAUGAUGAAAUCGGAGAUGAGGGGCUUGAUUCAGUUAUGUCGUAUGAAGUAUGCAAAAUGCUGAAAUAUAUUGCUGAAAUACAAAAUAUAACGAUAGUGGCGAUUGUCCAUUCACCAUCUCAGAAAGUCUUUAAAACGUUUGAUGACGUUUUGGUAUUAAAUGAGGAAGGAAAGUCCGAGUUUUCUGGACAUACAAAAUUUGUAAUAGAAGACUUUAUUAGUCGCAAUCCAAGAGGGGCUGAAGAAGGGUAUAAUUUCAUUCACAAUGUUGCUAAAAAAUUCCACAAUUUAUUAAUGAUUUAUUUAUAG
Molecule: messenger RNA, 378 nt
Organism: Racocetra fulgida
Lineage: Eukaryota; Fungi; Glomeromycota; Glomeromycetes; Diversisporales; Gigasporaceae
Source: the annotation of a GenBank genome assembly